AUAAGUUGAGAAAAAAAUAUAUUUACAAGUGGAUAAUGCUAUCGAAACAUAGCUGUUUUUAUUAAUGCCAAAUGAUUCAAGCAGUUAGUUUUUUUCGCUCAAUUUUGAUGUCCCAAAAAAGUAAAGGAAUAAUACAAACAUGGCUGUGUCUAGCUGGAUGCUUAGAAAUAGAAAUAUUCGUUCAAGCAAAUUCGGGAAAAGCAAGCAGAAGGAGGAGGAUGUUAUCAAAUUAAAUUUGAAAUUAGAUCCACAUUUGAAUGCGGUUGAGAUACUGUCUAUGCUGAGCAAGACGAAGGAUGUAACAGAUGCUAAACGUUUGAAUUACCUGAAUAAUUUUGUUAAACUGUCCAUGCAUCUGGAGAGAAAUUUGGAACCAUUAGGAUUCAGUAUAGAGGAAAUUCUGUAUUGUUUAAGAUUUUCAUUGGUUUCCAAUUUGACUCAAGUGAGGUCAGGUGCAUUCCGUGCAAUAAGAUAUGUGCUGUCAAAUGAAUCAGAUGUUCACUGCUUCAACAAGCUGCUCAUACCACUGAUGGUGGUUCGUUCUCUAGAUUUGGCUAUUAAAUAUGAUAUUGAAAGAAUUGAAGCUAUAAAACUAAUCAGAAGGGUAUUAUUAAUUGCACCAAACCUAUUUGACAAGGUUUUGGCCAGGUGCUUGGUGUCUUUGGCGAAUGGCGGUGUCGAGGAAAAAGACAGAUUGCUGCGAGUUUGUUUAGCGGCAUUAUCUGAAUUAGGUAUUUUAAAUCCAGGUUUAUUUAUUGAGUGUGGAGGAGUUUCGGCGAUAACCAGGAACCUGUUAGAAUGUCAGACGCCAAGGAUAGCGGAGUCGCUAUGUGGGGUUUUAUUGCUAUUGCUGGAUCGACCAAUAACAAGGGACAAGGCGGUCGUUGAUUUGCAUUGCGUCGCAGCUCCGUAUUGUGAUUUCCAUUAUAGACAUGGCUGGAUGGACAAGAAUAGGGAUGAGAGGGAGUUGCGGUUCAAUUGUAGUCGGCUGGCGCUCCUUUCGAUUUUACGCAGUUGGCCAGGAAUUUUACAUUUCUGCAGCCCUAGCGACUCAUCCGGCUUGAAAGCAAUUGUGGCCAUCUUAUAUUUAAACCAAUUGGAAGUUCGGAAAGCAGUAUUGGAUCUGCUUUACGAGCUUUUGAAUUUGCCUCAGCCAGAAUGGACGGAUGAAUUAUCGGUGGCCUUAAGUGCUAUUGAUCCAGCUGAGCCGCAGGCCUCUUGGAGGUUGGCCGAAGGAUUCGUCGUGGCCGAGGGACGAUCUGUUUUACCCCAUCUUGCCCGUACAACCCCCAGUAUUAGUGAUAUGCACCUAUCGUUACUGCUGUACUGUUUCCUUGAAACCGGCCUCCUAGAAGCGUUGGCCGAGGUGAUUGCAACUAGUGAUACUUUCAUAUGUGUUCGCGCCACAGUUCUUCUUGGGGAACUGUUGCGUCUGAUACAACUAUUCCUACCACCAGAAUGCUGCAAUAUCACACCAGCGCUGCCGAACCUCUUGGGUUAUGCAACGAAGGACAAACCGCAGGCUCUAGCUGCGGUUACGGGUCUCCAACAGCUCCACAAGCUACUGAAAAGACGUCCGGCUUCCUACAGUUUAUACAUGGACUACAUAUUGCGCAGCGGCAAUUUCAUCAAAUCUUCCAAUAGAACCGAGCAGAUUCGUAAAAGCAAGAUGAGGCAUGUACGGUCCAAAAUAACGCAGCUCGUGAUGAAAGAUGGCGAUGAUGUCAUCAAAGAGACUGGAGUGCUGAAUAACAAAGAUGCCUACACGUGGAAUUGGAAUGUUAUUAAAAUGAUUUUAAAGGGUGAAACUGAACAUGAAAUAAGUGCGAGCGAUGCGAAUGACAGGUCAUUCCUGAAACGACUCGUGGAUUAUUACACGCCGUCUUCGUACCGGUACUCGCACAUGGACCUAACUUCACCGAAGAACUCUCAGGGUUACACGAUGGUUGGCUUAGAGCUAAUAGACUGUCUGCUCGCGUUGAACGAAACCUUCUUUAAUAAGCUGCUUUUAGAAUGGUUCGAAAAUAUUUUGAGCAACAUAAAAUCGAUCACUACCAGCAAAAGUGCACACGACUGUUUGUUCAGUCCUCAGCAUAUGUCCAAUACUCAGUGCCAAAGCUAUUUCCUGUUCAUUGGCAGAUUGGGCAGCAAACCGGCCGGGGAGCAAUUACUACUUAAUCUUUCCUUCUUCCAAGUAUUACAAGAUUUAGCGACAUCGACAAAUCACGAUUGCUACGCAAAACUGAUCGUUUCAUCGUUGGACUACCAGAACAAUAAAAGAUCCAUCGAUCUGCUAACGAAAGUGUUGACCUGCUCCAUAGAAUCGUCUAGACUUUACUCAACGCAAUUUCUUUUGAUUCUACUGCGAGCGGGAAUAGAAAAUUUCUCUUCGUGGGGUAUCAAACUAUUAGCGGGACAAUUAAACGAUCAGUCCAGGUCAGUGUAUUUAUCCGCAUUGGCCUCGCUACACGAAGCCUGCGAAGUUCCCGUUUAUUUGGAGGAGUUGGUCAAAGUCAAUCCAGAUUUGCUGCACCUAGGAGAAAAGGGUAUGCUUCUUCUCAUCCGAUUCCUCUCCGUGCCGAACGGGUUUGCAGCGCUUAAGAAAAAGAACAAUAAUUUUGCGAUUCACGAAUUGCAGCGAUGGGACGAAUAUUUCAAUUUCAGGUACGUGUUUUUGAUUGAGGGUGAAAUCGCGGACGCUCUAACUUUACAUCAAAGAGGAGAGGACGGUAGAUAUGAUAAGAGAUCCAGUUUAUUGAGAUCGAUCAGCAAAAAAGAUUUGUUUUUGCCACCGCAUAUCUACGGACAAUUGGCAAAGCAUUCGGAGGGGUUUCAGGUUCUCUGCGAUCACGGUUCGUUAAUGACCAUGGUACCAUGCGUUAAUAAUGGAUUGUGCGAAUCCGAAGAGGACAUACUGAAGUUGAAGGCAGCGUUAUGGGUUUUAGGACAUUUAGGCAGCUCGGUUAGAGGAGUUGAAUUUCUGAAUUCUAAGAACUCCCUGGCUGGUAUAGUAAAUUUGGCUAAGAACUGUCAGGUGUAUUCGAUUAGAGCUACAGCUCUAUACGCGCUCGGUUUGAUAGCCACCACUAAACUUGGGGCGGAUUCCCUAUUUAAAUUGGGUUGGGUUUGCACCAGACAUGAUAGACACGAUAGAUGGCCUAUAAUCGAGGAAGAAAAUUGGGGCGAAGAUGUUCCUGAUUGUUCGGCAACGAAUCGACCGACUUCGGAAUCGGACAGAAGUGAUUUGGCGUUUUCCAGCGAAAUGUUUAUUGCGGACAUGGACAGCAGUGAUACCGAUUUGGAUAUGUUUCUGAUGGACACCUCCUUUCAGGGAAAAUCCCAAACUUUACCCAAUCAGAACGUGUCAGCUAGUUACCACAAACGAUCAUUAUCCGAAUCUAAAACGUUUGAGAUGUGGCGAGGAUAUUUAGAUAAAAAGAGUGAUACUCAUCUAUCGACAGAUCUACCACAGAGAUACAGGGAUAAUUCGGUGACAGAAUCCACAACCUCAGGAGUCAGCUCUUGCGAAUCAGUUCUAGGCAAAGGCAUCUUAAACGAAACUAGGUUGCAAACGUUAAGUCCAAUACCAAGCAGUUCCAGUUUGAUUACCAUAAAAACACCAGUUAUAAAGAUACGAAGGCAUUCGGAAUCCUCUAGAAGAGUAUCCAUGAACAGUAUAACGCCAUCGGAUAAAUCAACGAUUUCGCCGUGCAGUAGUUCUAUAGGUAAAUUAAGUCAUCAAGAUUUGAUUGGUUACGCCACGGUGCGUUCAAUACGAAGAAAUCAACAGCAAAACGUCGAGGACAACUCCGACGCUAAUUUUCAAAACAGCAAUUUCCUGAGGGUGCAUAGUCUUGACAGGCAGAGGAAGCAUCACACGAGCUAUACGGAUUGUGAGACAGGAGUAUUCGGAAAUUACCUACUAGGAGGUCUGAGUCUGACGUCUUUAUCCAGUGUGAAAAAGUAUUCUGUAAAAGAUUCUUCCAAGAAACAAGGCUGCUGUUACAUGGGUAUAUCUUUGCCCAUUUCACUGAGCUCUUUGUUCCCUGAAAAUGAUGAUUAUUCUUUGAUGUUUUCAAGAUACGCAACUACGGAAAAUCUGGAAAAAGAAUCGGAGGUGGACAGUGAUGACAGCGAAGAAAAUUGCAGGAUUUCGAAAAACACUAAACAUAAUUUAAAGUUUUGCCUAAGAUGUUCGUACGAUACAUUGACUACAAAGAAGAAAAAAUGUAAGAAAGGAAUAUUACAAGAGUUUAAGGAGUGUGACGAUAAUACUCUGAAUUUGAGGGAGAAUGUCUUGGAGAACAUCGAAAUGUUAGCGAAUCCUGUAGCUUACAAGCAGUCGCGUCAGGUGCUGCUAAAUAUGAAGCAGAAAAAUCCAACAAUAUUCCAUGAUAUUUGUCUAUAUUCCGAAGUUUGUAAAAUGGUAUCGGAGACUUCCUACCGUUUGCUGUCCAGGAGAUUCGUUCAAGACAUAUUCUACGACGUGAAUUUCGAGGUGUUUACGCGCGAUCUCGAUUUGAUUUUUACCACGACGCGCACCACAGCAGUUCCCAAGGUGAGGAAUACCGUGAAUACCAACGAGAAGAAACUCAGGUACACAGAAAUCGCAAAAGAGAAACGUAAGAUCGAGCUGAGCGGCGUUACGCCGAAGCACGUGGUGAUCGGUUUCAAUGUUGAAGAGUCGCCGGAGAUGGCCUCCUCGUAUGUAAAGUACGAACCCAGAUCUCCGCCGCUCUCUAGCGUGAAGGAGGAGAACGUCGUUUCCAGCACAGAAAACCUACCAAACAAAAACUCAAGUGUUCAUAAACAAAAUUCAAUUACCGAUAAGACUGAAAGCAAAUCUCUACCGAGCGCCAUAAAAACAUUGGAUCAACUUAAACUUACUUACAAUGAAAACAAAUUUCCUAUCAAGACCAGAGAUGACAAGACGGUUAUCAAGUAAAUGGAGAAAAGUAUUUCAUUGAUAUAACGGAAGAGACGCGUACACUUUUCGAUUACACCUCUUGAAGUUUUGUUAAUUUACAUCAAAAGAAGUUAAGAUAUUGUUCCUAUUGAUUCAAAACUAUACAGAGAUAGAAAAAAAUGUAAAACAUCCUAUUCCCAUUCUCCUUUUA
This is a messenger RNA of Nicrophorus vespilloides, 5117 nucleotides long. RefSeq names its product rapamycin-insensitive companion of mTOR (gene rictor). NCBI's taxonomy places the organism in Eukaryota, Metazoa, Arthropoda, Insecta, Coleoptera, Silphidae. Bases 140 to 4945 code for a protein of 1601 amino acids. The transcript is spliced from 17 exons. Gene Ontology annotation, biological process: TORC2 signaling; positive regulation of phosphatidylinositol 3-kinase/protein kinase B signal transduction. Gene Ontology annotation, cellular component: TORC2 complex. Gene Ontology annotation, molecular function: protein serine/threonine kinase activator activity. The record is from RefSeq and is a predicted model, not a curated record.